Molecule: messenger RNA, 216 nt
Organism: Fusarium pseudograminearum CS3096
Lineage: Eukaryota; Fungi; Ascomycota; Sordariomycetes; Hypocreales; Nectriaceae
Exons: 2
Coding region: 1-216 (71 amino acids)
Cellular component (GO): oligosaccharyltransferase complex
Source: RefSeq, a predicted model, not a curated record
AUGAUUACCGACGGCCAGCUCUAUCAACUAGCCAUCUUCUUCGGCGUCGCGGCAAUGCUUCUCAUCCUCGUCUACCACUUCCUCGAAGUCAACGCCCCGGAGAACACAGCUGCAAAUGGGAAGGAGGGAGCUUCAAAGAGAACUCUUCGAAAGAUCGAACCACGUAUCCACAACAAAGAGCUUGGGCUCAACAUGACCAGAUCAGGGGCUGUAUAG